AUGGAUGAGAAGGAACUAGACCAAAUGCGGAAGAUAAUUAAGGAGUUAACGAAAGAACUAAAAGCAAAGGCCAUGGCAAGAAAUGUAGAGUCAUACCUCAAGACCAAAAUCAAGAAUGUGGAGGAGCAAAUAGACCAGGGUCGGAAGGAAAAUAAGAUGAUGGAGAUGUCUGACCUCAUUUUCCAACUGAUGAAUGGUGAACGUCGCAUUGCUGACCUUUCUCAAACCGAGAUGAAUGAUUUAAUACCAUGCAUAGAUGAGAGUAUGGAAUGUGUGCAAAGACGGAUAGAUACGCUAGAGCAACAUCCUGAUGACACGAAGAAGACAUAUGAAGGAGGGAGCAGCAAAUCUGGUGGUGCAGACGAUGAUGCCUAAUGAAAGUAGCUGUCGAAUAAGAAAAUUAUAGUGUCUUGAAAUAAAGCCUGUUGUUGCUGUGUCUUUGCAUGCUCAGUGUCUUGAAACAAAGUCUGUUGUUGUUGUGUCUUUGCAUGCUCAUUUCAUAUUUCUUGUUGUUAUUU
This is a messenger RNA of Eruca vesicaria subsp. sativa (arugula), 518 nucleotides long. The record is from the annotation of a GenBank genome assembly. NCBI's taxonomy places the organism in Eukaryota, Viridiplantae, Streptophyta, Magnoliopsida, Brassicales, Brassicaceae.